Clarias gariepinus (North African catfish) is the source of this 1400-nucleotide messenger RNA. It is a transcript of the gene bet1l, whose product is annotated as Bet1 golgi vesicular membrane trafficking protein-like. Gene Ontology annotation, molecular function: SNAP receptor activity. The record is from RefSeq and is a predicted model, not a curated record. Gene Ontology annotation, biological process: retrograde transport, endosome to Golgi; regulation of retrograde vesicle-mediated transport, Golgi to ER. The transcript is spliced from 4 exons. NCBI's taxonomy places the organism in Eukaryota, Metazoa, Chordata, Actinopteri, Siluriformes, Clariidae. Bases 237 to 569 code for a protein of 110 amino acids. Gene Ontology annotation, cellular component: Golgi trans cisterna; SNARE complex.
CCAGGAUGCACCGAGACGGGUAAUGCAGUUGAUAGGAGUGGAGCGGGCGGACUAACAUAUCCCAGAAUCCUUUUAGCCUGUGGAGGUUUUACGAGUGUUUGUUUUGAUUCCAAGUGAAACUAUUUUUCACGUAAAAUCUUUCUUUUUCGUUUUGGUGUUUAACGCUGUUUGUUCGACUGGUUAGUCAGAGAGUUUGGAGAUUACAAGCUUGGGAUAAGAAGGCUUUGUUUACAAAGAUGGCUGAUCACUGGAACAGGGGACAUGGAGCAGUUGAUGAUAUGCUGGACGCAGAAAACAAGCGCAUGGCAGAAAAUCUCGCAAGUAAAGUAUCCAGACUGAAGUCGUUGGCAUAUGACAUUGACAAGGAUGCUGACGAACAGAAUUCCUACUUGGAUGGCAUGGACUCAAAUUUCCUCAGUGCAACUGGACUUUUAACAGGCAGCGUGAAGAGGUUUUCCACAAUGGUCCGCUCUGGCAGAGAAAAUCGCAAGAUCCUGUGCUACGUGUCGAUAGGCCUGGUCCUGACCUUCUUUGUGCUUUACUAUCUGGUCAGAAGAAUACAAAACUGACGUGGAUGUUGACUAUAGUUUUUCUCAGUUUUAUGAGGAGUACGUCCAUUAUUGUUUUUACAAAAAAAAAAUGUUUUUACAAAUGUUUUCAUCACUCAUCUUUUAGGUAUAUUAAAGGUAAUUAGAACUGAAAUGUCAUGUGCGUGAUUCCAGUUUAUCCUGUACUGAGAUCUUUUCUAAUUGCUCUACUAAUAUAAUCAAGCUUGAUUGCAAUAUAUCCCAUGAAUGAUGGAACAAAAUAAGAACUUAAAAAAUAUUAAUUUUUUAAUUAUUGGAAGUGCUAAUGACUUAGGCUUAUGUAAAUUGAUGUAAGAACGAAACAGUUUAUAACUGAACUUUCUACUAAUUGUUUAGUGUAUAUAUUGAAGAUACACUAAUUAGCCAUAACAUUAAAACUAAACAUUGAGCAAUAAGUAGGUUCUUCUUGUGUCAUUUGGGAAACUCAUGACUGGGUGCCUCAGGGCACUGUGUGUUGAGAUCUGCGGAAUUUGGAUCAAGAACCUUGAAAGCCCUAUUCAUGGCUGGCUGUGGUGCACUUGGUGUUCAAAUAAAUUUCUAUUGUGGCCAUCAUUGACUUUUUUCAGCAGUUUAUGUUGCACUCGCUUUUCUGUGGAGUCUGGACUUACUGGCCUUUGAUCCCCACAGAUAUAGAUGAAAAUUAGGUUCCCAUGAUUCAGUCACCAGUUUACUGGUAUAUAAUUGAUGAUCAAUGCUAAUUAAUUCACCUGGCGGUGAUGGUAGUGUUGUGGCUGAUCAGUGUAUAUAGUUUAUUAUUAAUAUUAAAGCAAUUUCUUAUGUUUUCUCCUGUAUAAUAAAAACACGUGAAAAGUA